This is a messenger RNA of Nicotiana attenuata, 3901 nucleotides long. Its product is annotated as pentatricopeptide repeat-containing protein At2g13600-like. Gene Ontology annotation, biological process: RNA modification. The record is from RefSeq and is a predicted model, not a curated record. Gene Ontology annotation, molecular function: protein binding; RNA binding. Bases 428 to 2170 code for a protein of 580 amino acids. Lineage: Eukaryota; Viridiplantae; Streptophyta; Magnoliopsida; Solanales; Solanaceae. The transcript has 4 exons.
CAAAAGCUCCGUUAAACUUAACCUAGAAUUCUAAAAGUGAAGCAACCCCUUUCCCUAAUUUUCUCUCUUACAUCGUUCUCAGACAUCACCCUCCUCCAUUUUCUCCCUGAAAUAGAAUCACAAGCAACAUAUUCUUUCAUGGAAAAACAACACACUCACUUCUUAUCUCUCCCUGAAGAACAAUUCCAGCAGCUCCGAUUAAUAAAAAAAGGCACUCAUUAAAAAAGGUGCAAAAAGUACUCCUUUAUAAUUUUGGUCUUCAUGAUUUGAGAUAGUUUCCUUCUCCAAUCAAGAGCUUAGCAGAUAGAGAAGCGGCUCGUGAUGAAAAAUUUUCAGAAGCUCGAACUGAAAAUAUUUCCUUUGCAGUAGUAGAAAUAGAUCAAACUAGAGAGGAGAGUAAACUUAAUUACAGACGUAAUCUGCUCUCAUGCAACCAAGUGAAGCAAUAUCUGCUGAGCCUGUGCAUCACUUGGCGCGUCUCCUUUCAAACUGCAUCCGAACUAAUGAUCUCAAGCUUGGGAGACUCAUACACUCCCGACUGAUCAAGACAGCAUUAACCUUUAACACAUUCCUCGCCAACCGUCUGAUAUACAUGUACUCUAAAUGCUGUUCCAUAGAGUAUGCGCAACAGGCCUUUAAUGAACUGUCAGACAAGAACGCCCAAUCUUGGAACACAAUGCUGUCAGCUUACUCUCAAAAGGGUCUCUUUGAGAAAACCUUCCAGCUGCUCGAUGUAAUGCCUGAUCCAAAUGUUGUGAGCUAUAACUCAAUCAUUUCAAGCUUAACUCAUCACGGGUUCCCUAGAAAAGCUAUGACGUUUUUCAAAAGAAUGCAAACUCAAUGUGGGAAUGGGUUUUUGAUUGACGAGUUCACGGUUGUUAGCGUGGUAAAUACUUGUGCAGGUUUGGCUGCAUUGAACUUGUUGCAUGAAUUGCAUGGGUUAGCAACUGUGAUUGGUGUGAGGUUUAAUCUUGUGGUGUGCAAUGCACUUAUUGAUGCUUAUGGGAAAUGUGGCAAACCCGAGUACUCGUAUUCUAUUUUCUGUCAAAUGUGCGAGACUGAUGUAUUCUCGUGGACUUCGCUGUUGGUUGCUUAUAUACGUGCGUCUAGAAUGGCAGAUGCGUGCUCACUUUUUGAUCAUAUGCCGAUCAGAAAUGUGGUGGCUUGGACUGCUCUGAUCACAGGGUUUGCGCAAAAUGGAGAAGGAGAUAGGGCUUUGUGUACUUUCAAGGAAAUGCUGGAAGAAGGUAUUGUACCCCGUGCAUCCACUUACGUUGGUAUUCUAAGUGCUUGUGCAGACAUACCUCUUGUAGGAAAAGGGAAGCAAGUUCAUGGGCACAUUUUUAGAUGUACAUGUUUAAUUGAUUUGCAUAAUGUGUUUGUAGUUAAUGCUUUGGUUGACAUGUAUUGUAAAUGUGGAGACAUGAUAUCUGCUAUGAGAUUGUUUGAGAGGUUAGAUGGGAAGGAUCAAGUUACUUGGAACUCGAUAAUAAAUGGAUUUGCUCAAAAUGGGAAUGGAGUGAGGUCUUUGUUCAUGUUUGAGAAAAUGAUUGAAGCAGAUACAACACCAAAUCAUGUAACUUUUCUUGGGGUUUUAUCUGCCUGUAGCCACUGUGGUUUAUUAUCUGAAGGAUUCCAAUAUCUUCAUUCAAUGGAGAGGAAAUACGGUAUAGUACCCAACUUAGAUCACUACGCCAUCUUGAUUGAUUUACUUGGACGGAAGAAUAUGCUUGGAGAAGCUGCGGAUUUGAUCAAGGGACCUCCUUGGGGAAGAGACAAUAUUGGAAUGUGGGGCGCACUUUUGGGUGCUUGCAGGGUACAUGGGAACUUGAAGCUUGCUAGAAGGGCAGCAGAAGAUCUAUUUGAGCUAGAACCUGAUAAUGCUGCCAGGUAUAUUAUGUUAUCCAACAUCUAUGCCGCAGCAGGAAGGUGGGAUGAUGCCCGCAGUCUGCGAAGGUACAUGGAUGACAGAGGAUUGGUGAAAGAAGCAGCUUAUAGUUGGAUUGAGAUAAACAAUAUCAGACAUAAGUUUAUCACUAAAGACAAUUCCCACAGUCGGUUAGAAGAAAUAAAAGAGUUGCUUCUUAAACUCGUAGAUCCAAUGAAGGAUGCCGGAUACAUAUUUCAAAUUGAAUGCUCAUACUUUCUUGUAGAUGAUGCAUUAUCUUGACAUAAUUGAAAUAGGUUGUAACCAUGUAUAACAGUUUCUAAUUUAACAAUUAAUAUGAGCUCUGGUGGUUACCUGCAUUGCUGAAAAUUUGGGAAAGGAAAAGUAAGGGGGAAAUUUUGUUUUUCAAGAUAUUACUUCAUCACUUACACUAAAGAUUAGAAACAUGAUCAUAAGAUGUGAGGCACUGUAAUUCAAUCCUUGCUGCUUGAAGCUUCAGAGAUAUUAAUGGUACGAGCAGCAGAUAGAUCCAUCAUUAACGUGCCUGUACUCACCUCUUUGGUGCACAGUCGUUGCUAUCGAUGGCGGGUUACUGAAUAGGUAUUCCUUGAGUUAAGUGCAAAGUCCAGUCCGCUCAAAGUUCCUGCAGCAAUAUUAAGAAGCUGGGAUAGCCUAACAGGGCAAAUAUAAAUCAUGGGCUAGAAUAUUCAGAAGGUACGCCAUGGCACAGAGACAGCUCUGAGAAAAUAUCGCCUGCUAGGUUCUCCAUAAUGUGAGGAAAAAAGGUUUUUAGGGAUUUGAUAUGAGGAUCUUUUAAGGCAUAGGACCAUUUGCUGAAGGUGAGUAAUUAUAAUCAUGGUUGAAGAAAUUGAGGCAUCAAAAACCUAUCUUAUGUUCCCAGAAGCUGCCCUUGUGUUAUCCCCAGUCAAGCAUCAAUUUGAAGGGGAAAAAAAUCUAAAUGUCUGCAAUUCUUUAAUGUUGCUCCUCUCCUCCAUUGCUCUUCACCUCCUACAAAAUCUACAAUUCCGAUCUCUGAGAACUAGCAGUGGUUCAUGACAUGCUUGUUCCAUUUUAGUGGUUUUUAUCCAUAUCAUCAUUUAUGAUCCGAGUGUGAACCUUUGGCCAUUGACGCCGACCAUUUAAUCAAAUUGUCCGGGAGACUUCGCUCUAAUCAUAUACUUUAUUCUUAUUAUUACUGUAAUUCACUGUCAUGUCAUUUUUUUUUGUUUUCACAUCUUUGACACUUCAGAUUGAUAAUGUGUAGCUUCAGUAUUCAAAUUAGUGUUAUCUUCACAAGACACUCCAAUGGUUUAGGAAUUUGGUUUCUUUUGAUACGGUAGCUUGUGAAUUUUUUUGAGUAUUCAAGUCAAACUCCAAAGAACAAUUGGUAGAGUAGUUCACAACUAUUAUAAAUCUUGUAGAAGCCUUUAUACUACCUAUGUGGGACAUGAUAUAUCUCUAACAUAACCCUGCUCUUGGGUUAAAGGUGUACUCAUGUGUUUUUUUCUUCUUCUUUUUAUUGAUUUUUGUUGCUCACCUGCUUGAUUCUAAGGAAGCCUGGAGUGGCUCAGCAAGCUGAAGGUGUGAUGUUUGAAUCUCUCUUUUUUUUUUUUGCUAACUGUGGUGUCCGGAUCAGCUUGCGCGUACUUCGACUAAUUCCACGGGAUACCGUGUACCUCCCACCAGCAACAGGUACCAGGUAACUCUGUCCACCAAGGCUAGAACGGAUGGGAAGAAAUCACCUAGCGUUUUGUCUCUGCUAAGAAUGAACCUGAGACCUCAUGGUGCUCAACCCGCUUCAUUGACUCUACACAACCUUUUUUUUCUCCAACUCAUUCUAAUAAAUCUUAAUUUACUCAGUAGCUCCUAUUGGCUGGCUUGGAGAUCAUGUUUCCAAUAGAUGAACAAUAUUCUUUUUUAGUUUAUGGAGGUAUUCAUGGUAAAUUGUGUACGUAGUUAUUUUUCUUGUACUCUUCUUUUUCCUUAAAUUGUUUGAGUUGUUUGUUCUAAAGA